Molecule: messenger RNA, 5365 nt
Organism: Haliotis rubra (blacklip abalone)
Lineage: Eukaryota; Metazoa; Mollusca; Gastropoda; Lepetellida; Haliotidae
Product: serine-rich adhesin for platelets-like
Exons: 6
Coding region: 824-4921 (1365 amino acids)
Source: RefSeq, a predicted model, not a curated record
UAUAUCUUUACAAAGGUCUAACAAAGGUUCGAGUCAUUGGGACAUGAUGUUUGUGGGAGGAGCAUGUAAUAUGGAUAUUCACCCUUGUCCAUGACAAAGUAUGUUUAAUACUACAUGUUUGACAAACGACACAGUGUGAACGAGAACAUAUCACAUGUGGCGAACACAGAAUUGGUCCGAGUGUAAAAGGACUUGUGUGUGGAUUUCACCUUGAGGGGAUAUACAGCUCAUCGUCAUCAGCUGGCCACCAUAAACAGGAUAAUAACACCGUUUGUCACUGCACAAACCACACUCAUGGGUGAUUGGCGGAAGUGAAAGGAAGUCCAUAGCUUUAGAUCGUCAAUUGCAGAUAUCAUCCGAUCUAACUGGGUCAUCCAAUGUUCCCGCUGGGCACAAAGUAAACAAUUCAAAUAACAAAGAUCUGAGCUAACCACCUGGCACUGCACAUUACAAACACAAAGAAUUGAACACAUUCAAGGCAACCUACAUCAGCAGCAGAGUGAAACGGUCAUCACAUCAACAAAAGUACUUUGAACAACUUUUGAAAUCAGAAAAAAAUAUUGAAAAAGGUUACCAACUUGCAUUGCAUAUGCCAGCCAAUGAAAAACAAGAACAGUUUGAUGUAUUGAUAAAGGAUUGACAGAAGGUCAUCGAGACUUGUUAAAAAAAACUUAUUUGUGAAAGUGAAGACAAUCCACAGCAAGGAUGAUGUAUGUUGUGUAUUUCUACGGAGAUGGAAAACUGGUCCUACGCAAUGUCCAUCAGGCUAGCUCAGGAUGCCCAUGUUGCGGACGUGGAUGGUAACACGUAAUUUUCACAAAGGAUGCAUGACAACAGUGAGUGGAAUAGAAGUGUGCACAGAAACAAUUACUGGAGGCCAUCACAAGGUUUGUAUCUCCCAAACGAGGAUAGAAGGUGGGAGCCAAAUGGAAGAUCUGCAGCUCAUGGUUUUCCAAGAUACUCUGAUAGCUACCGACACAGGCACACAGACCAGAGAUCACAUGAUUUCAAGUGGCACAGUUACCCAAGACAUUCAUGCCAGGGUCAAAGUUUUGGCGCAGCAAUACAACCUUCCAUGCCUAUGGCUCCAAGACAUAGGAAAAGGAAGGGUAGAGACAGAGGUGGGAGUCGCCCAUUUCCUUCUAAACUAGUUGAAAAGAUUACAGGUGACAGCACUGCUGCUUCCACAGUUUCAUCAUCAUCUUCACAUACAUCUUCAUCACACAAUAAAGAUUCAGCAAGCACUCUGUCAUCCACAAAGCAUCAAUCUUCAUCAUUGAGUUCACAUAAGUUCUUUGGUGCAAAUCCUUCAUCAAGGCCAGAUGACAACCGUUCUAAAAGUGGUGAAAGUUCAAUGCAGGGAGCUUCACUUAAUCUGAACCUUCAUUCUGCUGAUGUGCCAACUAGACCACCUGUUUCUUCAUCAGGGACUAUAUCCAAAUCUUCAACCUCAUCCUCUUCCACUGCCGUUGCAACAGCAGCAUCAACAAGUUCCUCAUUAUCUUCAUUGUCAUCCUCAACUAAACUCCCUAAGUCCUUACCAAAUAUUGCUCAAACACACUCUGUGUCAGUAUCAUCAAAUAAUCUUCCCAAAGUAAAGAUUCUGAAACACAGUUCUCCAGCUACUUCAAAGCCAAUACCAAUGUCUACUCUUGCCUAUUGUGAGAGUAUUCCUCAACUAAGGGAUGUACUACACAAAACACCUGUAGUUAUGCUUGAGAGAUUGACAGAAAAACUUAUCAGAAUGCAACUGAAACACAAUGGUCUCUGUUUAAAAGGAGACUGGCACAAAAUGUUGCAUAAGCAGCGUAAGAAAAAUAGUGAUGUCCAGAAAAAAGCUGAGAAAAAGCAGAAGAAAAAAUCGUUAAAGUUGAUAUUUUCUUUGAAUUCUAAGGGCAUGCUUGAUAAGAAAAAACACAAGAUUAAGAAGGACAGUUUUAAUCACAAGAAUAAUAAAAAUGAAAUUUUGAAUUCAGAAAAUAUGCUUGACACAAAAGAUAGCAUAACUAGCUCCUCACUGUUAGUUGAUCCAAAAGUUAUGUCACUUUCCCGUCCAUUACAAUCUGCAUACAGCAAUAAUGCCUCCAUGACCAAUAUGCCUUUCAAAAAUUCAGGGAGAGUGAAAACUCCAUCCAAGACAUUUCACCCCAAACCAACAGGACCCUUGCCCAAACACAUGCAGAUGUUUGACCUGGAUAAGCUGAGGACAAAACUGAAAGGUGCUAACUUUGGUGGUUCUGGCAGAAAGCCUGGACCUUUCUUGGAAACAAACUUAGAUAUUCAUAAUACUGAGAUAUUAAGAUCAUCAUCAGAUGUUCCAAUGAUUAUGAGUAAGAUUUCAACACCUUCAUCAGAAGCUACUGAUAUCAUUAGUCCCAUGUCAGGUUUGGAUGACAACAUGAUUGUGAGAAGUGAUGUGAGGGAGGAUAUGAAUACAGAUGAUGGAUCGGUUGGUUCUGACUCUGUACAUAGUAGUCAUUCUGACUCCCAGACUGAGAGCAAUAUAGGAACGGAGAUGGCUCCUGGUAAAGAACACAUUGAUGCUCAUGACCCAGGUCAUAAAGAGAGUGAAGUAAGUAGUGUGUGUGUCAUUGAUAAAUGUGCUGCAGAUUCAUCUGGAGAUGCGACAGACUUUCAUAGUGGAGAGGACAGAGAUCAGUCUGUGGAUGGUUUUUCAGGUUCAUCUGAUAGUUGGAGCAUUGAAGGACAAGUUAUUGGAAAAGAACCUGAAUUGUCUUCUGUGCCAACACUAGUACCAGAAACUGUGCAUGACACUGUUGUUGACAGUGCUGUUGAUAGUUCAGAUAUACUGAGCAUUUCAGCAGAUGGACUGAAAGAGAGAGAACAAUCAAAGGAAAAUGGUGACGUUGAGGUUGAUGAAAGUGUUAUGCAGCUAGAAAAUAUAACUAAAGAUAUGCAUAAUGAAGUUGAUUCUUCCUUGAAACUUAAUGAUUCUCCAGUGGACAGGAAGGAGUGUUCUCCACGAGAGAAAGAUGAAUAUUUUCCUGAUAAAAAAUCACUGGACAAAGCAGCGGCAACAGAGAGUAAUGCUGCUGAGAGCACAGUUCCUAAAUUAGAUUCAGGGACUCAUUGCACAGCCAAUGAUAAAGACACUUUGGUUGAAACCAGAAGUGUAGAUUGUAAUCUACAAAGCUCAGAUGGAAUGGCAAGAGAUGCAGCUAGUUCCUUGGAACAGCACUGUUCGGUUUCUAAGGAUUCAAAUGACAAUGUAAUGUUUGUGGACAAUGAUGACAGGAGUCAAGAAAUUGGACACACAACAGAUAGAACAUGUGAGAAAGAGGAAUUGAGUUCUCAGCAAACUGUCCCAAGGGGCAGUCAGGAAACAGACCCUAUUCCUGAUGAAAGGGAUCAGGUAGAGAGUGUAUCAGUCAUAUUGGUUGGCAGUGCUGUGAAAUCCCCUCAUUCAUUGAGUGAUAUUUGCCAUGGGAUACUGAAAAAACAGGAUAUGCAUUUAAGAUUGCCCAGUUCAGAAGGUGAUGGAGACACUCAAGUAAUUGAGGCUAAUGUCCAACUAGAAAAUGCAAGAGUGUCAGAAAACCCUGAAACAUCUUUGAAUAAUGAGGAAAGAGAAAAUAAUUCUCAGUGCCUUAGUGAUAAAUCCAAUAAAGAUUCUGUGGCUGUUGACAUAACCAGUUCUGUGGCCAUUGAUCUAUCCAGUUCCAGAACUGAUGAUGAUUUGUCACCAGUGUGCAUUAUUUCAUCUGUGGAAAGUGGUGCUCAUAUCUAUUUCAGUGAAACUGAUACUGAUCUCAAACCAAACACCAAGACUAAUGAACAGAAAGAGAGAAAGAGUGGUCAAACUUCCUUGGCAACCAUUUCACAGCCACAAAGUAUUACAUCAGACACUGUUAUCACAAACACUGUUAGUUCAACAGGUAUUGUUUCUAACACAGGGCAAUCUACACAUGACACCACAACUCCUACAUCUAGUGGUAUUCAAGAUUUCUUUCAUGAUGGAUUAGUAACAAAUUCUUAUCCGGUGAUAGUGACUUCCUCAAUACCAGUGUAUCCUAUACCAGAUGUCCAGCCUGUCUUGCUAACCUCCCAAAACAUGACUUUACCAAGGCAUUCUGGACCAAAACCAAACAAAAAGGAAUCUAAGGUGGUAUCUAAGCCAAGGACUAUCAAGCCGAAAGGAAGUGAGCCAAGUAGUUUUGUUCAGAUGGCUGUUCCACAAGUACCAUCAUUUCCUAUGUUCCUUCCAACAAUUCCAUCUGCUUUCCCACCAGAGGCACAUUCUGACAAAACACAUCAUGAUGACUUCAUUGUGGAUACUCAUGUAUCCGACUGCACACUAACUAUGCAAAACAAGCAUGAACAAUCAGGUAAUAUAACAGAUACAGUUGAACAAGCUUCUGUAACUGAUGCAACUACUGAUGGUGCACAUGAUGACAAUAUUGAUGCAACUCACAGUCAUACAUUGACUAAGCCUGAAGACAGUAAAAUGACAAAAAGUAGUCCUAAUAUUCCUGAAGCAUCCAUGCUUGCAGAUGGUACUAUCAUUAAUAACAAAACAUUAACACCAGAUAGGAUAAACAAUGGUGUGUGCCAAAUGCACAAGACACAAGAUCAAAUGACAAGAGUUGUCUCUGAUCUUGAUGUUAUGCGUUACGAUGAUGAACCACCAGUGCUAGAGAAAGUAAACAACUCUGAUAACUGGGCAGUGGGUGAGCCCAAAAUGCAACCUCUUGAUUCUGAUGCAUCAUUUAAUUUGUCUGAUCAAGAUAUGCGAAAACCUGAGGCUCUGUUAGAGUCUACAACAUCUGUUGUUUGUGAGUCAUCUGAAGCAGAAAAACAGGACCAGACAUACAUAUAUGUUAUUGCUGAGUCAGAAUCAAGUACCAACACCUCUACAAACCCUAGCAGCAAUGAAGCAACUGAAUGCUGCAUAAAAUCAUAAUUUGAAACAUGUGAACAAGUUUCACAAGAAAGGGUUGAGGUGGGAAGGCUGAAUUUGAGGCGAGCACACACAGAAGACUCUGAUGAUAGUGAUGCAACUUUGAUAUACUCAUGUGAUGAAGAAAAUACAUACUUUGAGGAAAUAUUCCAGGAGCCUGAGGGCCCUACCUGGCCAAGAAAUGCCCCCUGGACUGAAAAUGAAGAUGACAAGAACCCACUGUAUGAAGGAAAACUUGUAAUCGUGUCAGACAUUCCUGAAGAUCGUGAUGGUGACAGUACCUCUGACACCAACACUAGCAAUGAAAGGUUAUCAUUGAUCAUAACAACACUAAGGAAAGACCUUGAGGAGAAGAAGACUGACAGAAGACAAGCUGAGAAGGAAGGGGAGAAGGACAAGGACAAGGAGGAUGUCACUCAGUCAAGCACCAAAAUUGCAAGAGGAAAA